AUGGACCUAUUUUUUUUCGCUCUCCUAAGCACCUCCAUCCCGCUUGGGCUCCUAGCCCUAGCCCUUUAUCUCAGCCCGUCGUUUAUUUGCCUCGCAAUUUACUUUCACCUUUUCCGUGCAUUUCUGAGGGUUGCGCUAAUUGCGGGUUUGGAAUCUCGAGCGAGGCUUUUUGCAGAGCUGUGGUACAGGACUUUUUAUUUAAUGGCGCUGCGGGCCAGCAAGCGUAGCCUGCUCUGGACACAGCGCACAAAGCCGAUCGCAGUACUCUACCGGGCAGCCGACCAGAACCACCGGUUACGAGCCACAUACCACUACAAAUGCGAGCAUGGAAUUCUGACAUACCAUACAUGCACUAGCAAACGGCGAGCAGAGCCUGGGUGCCGGCAGUUCCACACCGGUUCAGUGCUUGGCGACCGUAUGAUCAGUGACGACGAAAUCACAGAGGCAUUCGCACGUCUAGAUGAUCUUCUCAGCAGCGAAUCACAGGAUGUGCCCGAGAUCUGGGCCAUGUACGACCAGCUAAAGAUCCGGAGGCUCCUAUCGUUUGUGUCGUUCGAGACAUGGACAAGUCUGCUCAAAACAUGCCAACGCACACCGCCACGAUUACCGGGAUCGCGAAGAGCAGAAAUGCACGGCAGCCCAUCAAACAAGCAGCUGUCCAAGACCUACGUGGGUGCAGGGCAUAAGCUGGAUGAUGCGAAGGCUCCAGGAAAUGGGCAUCGUAGGGACGUUAGGCUUCGCACACUUCUGCCACUGGGUCAGGGGUCGGCUGCUGGCAGGCUGGAGAGCGACUUUGGGCGAGAGUUUGUUGGUGAUGAGAUGCGGGUAUGGACACGGGAUAUGUCGAAACGGCGAGUGCUGAUGAUGCUAGGCGACAUGUGGCGAUGCUCAGAGCCCACCGGCACAGAAGAUACUGGCGGUUUUACUGGUGGACCUCGCGACAUUCCGAUAAUAUCUAUAUGGCGACCGGUAGCACAGCACUACAAUAUAGCAUUCGACGUGAUCUGUCGUGACCCGGCGUCAUCAGUCGACGAAUUGAUCUCGCUGCACACGGACAUGCGCUUGCAUACGGUUUCUGAGGACGCCAUCACAUUCAACACGCUGCUCAAUGGGUGCCGACGGUUGCGUGCAUGGCGGCAUUUUCGUGCCAUCGAUGAGCAGAUGCGCAAGCGACAUGACUGGGGCGUCACACGGAUGGAUGCAACAACAUGGGGCACUCUGAUCCAGGGAUAUCGUGAGUGCGAGGAUUGGGAGUCUGUCGACAGAUGCGUGGCAUUGGCUACUAAAGCCUGCCACGACUGGCGCAAAGAUCCAGGCGUUGGUGUAGAGCCUACUGUGAAACUAUGGACGACAAUUGUCAGCGUAUACGCGCAGCGCAACAUGGUAUCCCAGAUGAUCGGUGCGCGGCGAGUAAUGGGGAAGUUAGGGUUGGAAAUGUCAUCGUGGGCGUUCGCAGCGGUGUUUGCUGCCUUACAUCGCAUGCGUCGGUCGCUAGCACGCAGCCGCAAGGACACAUGGCCUGCAGUAGAGUUGGCGAUCCAGGAGUUUGAGGCUAUGCGUGAUGGUGGGAUCGUGCCCAAUGCGACAGUCUUGACCAACAUUAUCUUGAUCAUUGGGCUCAAGAACCAUGCACAGAACCAUAAAUUCGACGAAUACCCUGGUCGUAUGCAGAGAAAGCUCGAGAGCAUUGGCGGGCAGGUCAGAGACGAGCUUGAGAGCAUGGUAAUGCGUGGGCGUGACCCGAACAUUUAUGCGGCACUACUGAAUCUGAGUAGUCAGUCAGCCAGUAUCCAUGAUGCAGAGGCAGUAUGGCAAACGCUCGAAACUGAGCUUCGGUUCUCUCAGGGAGGAAGCAGACAGCCGCUGCUAAACUCGCUCACACUAUCUGCCUAUAUGCAUGCGCUGAUAAGUUGCCGCGAAUACGAGAAGGCAAUCUCAGUGUUCUACAAGUAUGUGCUGCCCAUGCCUGGCGGGCCGCAUGGCAAACUGCGCGGACAGUUGGCAUCGGCUAGACUACACAGCGUCGACCGUAGCGUAUACGAAGCAGCAAUCAAGGCAUUUGCACUGGCUGAUAGGCACCGCCUGUGUCUCCAGAUUAUACAAAAGAUGACUGCCAGUCGGAUCAUGCCCAGCGUUCUCACAUUGCGAUAUCUGCUUCUGCCGCCAGAUUACACCGAUCCACAGAAAAUCCGGCUCCACAAGUAUACACGCAGAUGGAGCCUGCCACUGUCGGUUGCGCGCGAGGCAUGGGAUAUGGUCCUGGCGACAAGGCGCGAACGCUGGCUGUACGGCUCAAAGCGGGAAGAGGGAGAGAUGCCUGUGAUUGUCAACGACGUUGCUGCGCAGUUUAUCCGUGUUGCUGCGUAUGGGCGGAGUGUCGAAUUUGGCGAGCAGGUGUUUGAGGCACUCAAAGCGGAGAUGGACUACUUUGGCAUGGGCAAGCCUGUGGAUGAAGACGCAGGUAUGGAUGCACCAGCCGAGGAGUUCCCUGAGGAUAUGCAGUGCGUACCAAAUGUGCGCACAUACACGUCAAUGGUUACAUUAUACGGCUACGAUGCGAACUUGGAAGGUGUAAGCCGGAUCUGGUCGGAGAUGCUCGAGCGCGGUGUCCAGCCUAACUUGCCCACAUACACCAGCUUGAUUAACGCUCUGCACAAGGUCGCUCUGCGCAAGCGGUGGAGACGCACUAAGGCAUUUGCUGAGAUUUCUAGCCAGCAAUCCAUUGUGAAUGCCAGUACUGUUGAUAUGGAUGGCGACUACCAUCUUCCAGGGAUUCCUGAUGGCGGCCACAUGAGCACACCUGCCGAGGGGGCGGUACGAGAUCGGGCGACAAAGCAGGACAAGAUGAUUGCGCAGCUUGAGGACUCGCUGAUGGCCUCGGCAGGAUCAGACAAGUUGGCGAUGUUCGAUAUCCCGCUCGGUACACUUUUGCUGAGGUAUCAUUCGAUGAAAAUUCGCGACACUGCCCACGACAUUGCUGCUGAGUCAGGCAGUCCGGAGCAAGUCAACGAAGAAACAUCCGAGGAUAUUAAGAGGGCUAUGCGCGUGUGCUUGGCGGUUGAUGAGGCUGGGUUGCAGCCAGAUUACAGGUUUCACUCAGCGCUGGCAGAUUUGUUUGAUACCUGCGGUGACGCGUCGGGCGCAGAGCUGGUGCGUAAGCAUAUGGGCCCGCUGAUGGAUCCCAGACCGUGA
Messenger RNA from Linderina pennispora, 3192 nucleotides. RefSeq lists its product as uncharacterized. Gene Ontology annotation, molecular function: protein binding. The record is from RefSeq and is a predicted model, not a curated record. The transcript has a single exon. Bases 1 to 3192 code for a protein of 1063 amino acids. NCBI's taxonomy places the organism in Eukaryota, Fungi, Kickxellomycota, Kickxellomycetes, Kickxellales, Kickxellaceae.